AUGAAGGGGGACCCAGCGUUCCCGGAGGCAUUGGCAACCUCGCCCGCUGGGGACAUGAAAAAGAGGCUCGAACCACCGCCAGCACCAUCGCAGCCGGAGCCGGUGCCGGAACCGGAGCCUGCCGUCAAUACCUUCGUGUUCAAAUUCCCCACCAUCGAAUCGGAACGAGAAGACCCUAGAUCUUCUAGGGAAAAGUCAGCAGCUGUUCCUACAGAACAACGGCAAGCAGUUCAGCCAGAGCCAGAACCGGAGCCGGAAUCGGAGUCAGAGUCGGAGCUAGAGUCGAUACCCGAGCCGGACCCCCUCACAAAAUCGAUCUUCCCUGGAUUUUUCGACUCGAUAUGCUUCCUGCCGGAUAUCAACUUAAUCCUUCAGCAUCACGUCCGUACUACCAGUUCCUCUUUCAGGCAUCCAAAGAGAGCGAACGGAUCAGAGACGAAUGUCAAUAUGAACAACCCACCGAGUUUGUCGACAUCGACGCCAAGGCCUACGAAAGCGUCAAGAAUAUAUGGAUCGAAGACAAGAAUUUGGAAUCCUAAAUGGGACCAGCUCCCCGGAAUGACGUGGAUGCAUGAAGAAGACCCUGAUGAUCGGCCACAAACUCCUGAUAUCAUUAAGGAGGGACGUGAGGAGCGUCGUCACAGACUCAGCAACGGCAAGCAACAACUUCAUUCUUCCAGACCGGGACCUCCCCAACUAAAGCCAGUGCUUGGUGUCGACAACAACCGCGGAGGCGGCAAUGACAUACCAUCAAUCCCUAGAGAUGUCAACGAUUCCAGCGGAGCGGUCGCCCGACCAAAUGACAGAGCCACGACGCGCAGAAGAGCCUGCAGAUCGAGUCCUCCGGAGCGUGCGCCGGUCCAAAGUGGAGAAACCGAGCAAGUCAAAUGCUUCUGCCCUAAACCGCCGUCUUUGGAAGCACAGCCACCGCGCUAA
Molecule: messenger RNA, 936 nt
Organism: Mytilinidion resinicola
Lineage: Eukaryota; Fungi; Ascomycota; Dothideomycetes; Mytilinidiales; Mytilinidiaceae
Exons: 3
Coding region: 1-936 (311 amino acids)
Source: RefSeq, a predicted model, not a curated record